Molecule: messenger RNA, 2244 nt
Organism: Penicillium chermesinum
Lineage: Eukaryota; Fungi; Ascomycota; Eurotiomycetes; Eurotiales; Aspergillaceae
Product: Zn(II)2Cys6 transcription factor domain-containing protein
Exons: 6
Coding region: 1-2244 (747 amino acids)
Biological process (GO): positive regulation of transcription by RNA polymerase II; aromatic amino acid catabolic process
Cellular component (GO): nucleus
Molecular function (GO): DNA-binding transcription factor activity, RNA polymerase II-specific; zinc ion binding
Source: RefSeq, a predicted model, not a curated record
AUGGAUGUACGGACGACCCGCUCCGACCGGCCAUUUCAGCGGACUUACAAGGCAUGUAUCCCUUGCCGGCAACGCAAGGCCAAGUGCGACCUGGGCGUGGGCCCAGACGGAUUACCGAUCGGCCCACCGUGUGCUCGAUGUCGCCGAGAGAUGAGGGAAUGCGUCUUUCCUGAAAAAAGAGCAUGGGAGAGAUCGCGCAAACACACCUACUCCGCUGAAGGGAAGGAUGAACAAUCUCCAUUGGAUACGGCCACCCCCGACCAUGCUCGCUCCGGGGAAACUAAGAAGCAAUGUGUGCAGAGUAAUCAUUCUCCAACCCAGUAUUCGGGCCCUGGCUCCUUCCAACCCGACUGGGCGAUGAAUGGGCCUCGGGCUUCCCUUCCACCAAGCCACAGCCCUCAAAUUAUCAGCCCCAGCCAGAAUGGCGAAAGAGCGAUGCCUCGCGGCAGCGCCUCACCUUACGCGCAUUCUGAGCAUCGAAACCGCUCAGAUUCGACCUUGGCAAGCACCAUGAUGCGCACGGUUGUCGCCAGCGGUAACGAUGCUCUGAACAUCUUGUUUGAAGCCGCGACGGCUCACAGUCAAGAAGAAGAGGCCUCUCGGAAGUCCCCUCUAAAGCAUGACAAUACUUCAAAUCAGAGGCAGAAUCAGCAAGCCUUGGGCUACGAAUCCUCGGCUAGUACCAUUCCGCCGUCCAGGGUAGCUGCGCCCGUCAAUCUUGUCGAGGCAAGCCAGGAGACCCUGAAGCUAUGGGCAAACUGUCGUUUCGUAAAGAUGGGCUGGUUCACAGCUCGGGAAGCUGUCACAUUCAUUGACUUCAAUCACUUCUGGCUUAUAUCCCGCGAGCCAGUCCUCUGUACCGCCAUCCUCAUGAUCUCUUCUCGGUACCAUAUUCUCCCUGGGGCAGGAGGGGAGUCGAGAAACUUCUUCAUACACCACCGCCUUUGGCAGCAGUGUCAGCAAAUGACCAUGCGGUUGGUAUUCGGUCAAGAGAAAUCCAUGAAGUCCAAAGUCCGCAGUCUGGGAACAGUGGAAGCACUUCUGCUUAUGGCAGAGUGGCAUCCUCGCUCGCUGCACUUCCCACCCGAGACGGAAGGCUGGGAUGAUGACUUAAUAUCGACAGGGCCCAACGUAUCGGAGUCUGCAGAAACCGCCGAUACAUCAGCCAACCGAUGGCUGGAAGACGUCAUUGAGCCUUCGCGGCGAUCGGAUCAAAUGUCGUGGAUGCUAUUGGGACGAGAAUGGGAGGAAGUUACCGAGCUGAAAGAGCAGAUGACUCUCCGUCGGCAGCGCGUGCAACGCUUACUCUAUGUUUAUAUCAACCAACUCGCCUGGCGCAUUGGCUGCAUGUCCCCCAUUCCGCAAUCCUUGAACCACGCCGUUCUGGGUGGGCGCAAACCGAGAGGGUUGAGCCAACCCGGGAGCACCUGGUUGGUGUUUAUGGAUUCAUGGAUUGAGUUGACGAAGCUCGCACACUCCAUAGCGGGCGCUACGGUGGGCCUGCUCGAUCACUUUCGGCCUCUUCUCAAUCAGUGGAAGGACCGGUAUCUCCAGCCGCAGCUGCUGGAUAACAUCUUCUACAACGAUCUCUUCAUCGAGUAUCACUUUGUGCGCGUCUACACCCACUCGGUCGGAAUGCAGGCUGUCGUUGAGCGAGCCGCGGCAGAUGCGGACGCCAGCUUGGACGAGGUCCAGCCGAUGGCCAUCGACCCGACCGACUACGAAUACAUCCAGGAGGUCAUUGAUGGCUGCUGCCAAAUCCUCCAAAAAGUCACCCAACUCGCCGAGACCGGCCUCCUGCGCUUCUCCCCUCUGGGCACUCGCGAAACCACCUUCCGGGACUCCCUGGAGAUCCUCGAAAAAAGCAUCGUCGCCCUUCGGUCCAAUGCGCUGGACGAUGUGCAUUUGAGUACUCGGUAUGCCACUCUGCUGGAGAUCCAUGUCUCUCGCAUGCGACGCAACCUGCUUGUCUCAUCCAAGGUCUCCAAAGUCCGAGAUGCGACGCAUGCGUCCAUGGGGCCCCCUCCAUGGCCCGAGGCGCCCGAUCGCCCCAGUCGGAUGAACACUCCCCUGUCGCAAGACCUAGCCCCCGAUUUGAGCUUCAUGCCCACCGGCGAGAUCUCGGACGAUUGGCUUGCGCUUCCCUUCGACCCCUCCAUGGCGCCCUUUGGCAUGGGACAUGGCGGUCAAUUCCCGAUCGCCGAGGGCGGCGGUCUGGAUUUUAUCUGGAACUUACCAUCCUAA